Molecule: messenger RNA, 2113 nt
Organism: Carlito syrichta (Philippine tarsier)
Lineage: Eukaryota; Metazoa; Chordata; Mammalia; Primates; Tarsiidae
Product: zinc finger protein 737-like
Exons: 6
Coding region: 254-2113 (619 amino acids)
Biological process (GO): regulation of transcription by RNA polymerase II
Cellular component (GO): nucleus
Molecular function (GO): RNA polymerase II transcription regulatory region sequence-specific DNA binding; DNA-binding transcription factor activity, RNA polymerase II-specific
Source: RefSeq, a predicted model, not a curated record
UGGUCUUCCUCUCCGUCAGUCUCGUUUAUCUUCGCUUAAGCCUGUGACCUGCAGGUCCUGGGAGAUUCGUAGGAAGGACGUCGGAACCUUUGGAAGGCCGGAGAGAGAUGUGGGACAGACGUGGAUUGAGAUCAAGAGACACAUUACUGUUCUUGAGGGGAAAAGGCAGAAAUUAUUCCUGUCCUCUGGAUUAUCUUGCACUUGUAAAAAAGGAAAACUGUCCCAAAGGACAAGGUAAGCCCACCUCAAGGAGAUGAUGGAAGAAUCCACAAAUCAAAGAGAACCUCAGGCAAACAGGAGAGCAAGUAAGGGGGCUCCCACGAGGGAGGGGCUGUUGACAUUCAAGGAUGUGGCCAUAGAAUUCUCUCCAGAGGAGUGGGAAUGCCUGGACGCCCCUCAGCGAAUAUUGUACAAGAACGUAAUGUUAGAGAACCACAGAAAUCUGGUUUUUCUCGGACUUGCUGUUUCUAAGCCAGACCUGAUCAAGUGUCUGGAGCAGAAGAAAAAGCCCUGGGUUGUGAAAAGACACAGCACAUUAGCCAAACCUCCAACUGUGACUUCUCAUUGCACUGAGAGCAUUUUGCCAGAGAAGAUCAUAGAAGACAUAUUUACAAAGAUGCCAUUGGAAAGACAUGAAAGAUUUGGCCUUAAGAACUUACACUUAAAAAAUUCUUGGGAAAGCCUGCAUGAGGGGGAAGGGCAGAUAGGAUGUUCUAUUGUAAAUAACCAUUACAAAUGUAACAAGUGUGGGAAAGUCUUUCAACAACACUCCAAAUUAGUUAUCCACCAGAGUAUCCAUAUAUCUGAAAUGUCUUCCAAACUUGAAUAUGGCAAAAUGUUUAACCAGUCCUCAAAAUGUAGUAAACAUAAAAGAAUUAGUGAAGGAAAUGUACACAAUAUAGGUGGGACAGUGUUUAGAAAAUCAUCUUAUCUAAAUAGACAUGAAAGAAUCCAUAGUGGAGAAAGAACCUUCAAAAGUAAAAAAAGCAACAAAGUCCUUAGCUAUUACUCAUGCCAUUCCAAACAUUGGAAAACUCUUACUGGAGAGAAUCUCUAUAAAUGUGAAGAAUGUCAUAAAGACUUUACUUGGUAUUCACAUCUUAUUCACCAUCAGAGAAUCCAUACUGCACAUGAACCCUGCAAAUGUCAAGUCUGUGACAAAGCAUUUCUACAGUACUCACAUCUUAUUCAACAUCAAAGAUACCAUACUGGAGAGAAACCCUACAAAUGUGAUGAAUGUGGCAAAGCCUUUCACUCUCGUUCAGACCUUACUCGACAUACUAUGAUCCAUACUGGAAAGAAACCCUACAAAUGUGAAGAAUGUGGCAAAGCCUUUCGUUGGCAUUCAGGUCUUGUUCGACAUCAGAGUGUACAUACUGGAGAGAAACCCAACAAAUGUGAAGAAUGUGGCAAAGCCUUUCACUGGCACUCAGGCCUUAUUCAACAUCAGAGUGUACAUACUGUAGAGAAACCCUACAAAUGUGAAGAAUGUGGGAAAGCCUUUCGCUCUCCCAAAGAAUUUGCUGGACACAUGACCAUUCAUACUGAAGAGAAACCCUACAAAUGUGAAGAAUGUGGCAAAGCCUUUCAUUGGUACUCAAAGUUAGUUCAACAUCAGAGAAUCCAUACUGGAGAGAAACCCUACAAAUGUGAAGAAUGUAGCAAAGCUUUUACUCGGUACUCAAGUCUUAUUGAACAUCAGAGAAUUCAUAGUGGAGAGAAACCCUAUAAAUGUGAAGAAUGUGGUAAAGCUUUUCGCUCUCAUAAAGGAUUUACUGGACAUAAGACCAUUCAUACUGGAGAGAUACCCUACAAGUGUGAAGAAUGUGGCAAAGCCUUUCACUCUUAUAAAGGAUUUACUAUACAUAUGAGGAUCCAUACUGGAGAGAAACCCUAUAAGUGUGAGGAAUGUGGCAAAGCCUUCCACUCUCUUAAAAGAUUUGUUGGACAUAAGACCAUUCAUACUGGAGAGAAACCCUACAAAUGUCAAGAAUGUGGCAAAGCCUUUCGCUCUCACAAUGGAUUUGCUAUACAUAUGUGGAUCCAUAGUGGAGAGAAAUCCUACAAAUGUGAAGAAUGUGACAAAGCCUUUAACUCUCAAAGUAUUUGCUGA